CUUCAAUUCACCUUCUCAAGUAUUGCUGCCUAGAACCAUUCACGCUCCAAAAUGAGCCUUUUAUACCUUUCUCUUGGACCAUUUCAUCUCCAAUUAUCUAUCUCAUCACAGACCUCUAUCUUCCUCUAUUCUGAUGGUUAUGCUUUGGCGUCCUUGUCUCCCCUUCAUACUUUCUACUCAACCACAUACCAAAAAGUGAUCUAACCUUAGAGGCAAGGUGACAGACCACCAUUGCAUUGAAAAGUUCCUGCGAAAAGAGAUGUCUGCAGCCCCAGAGCUUGAGCAUCCAGACAGAGCUGGUCUGAUUUCCGAAAUCAGUCGAAUCUACGAAAUCGAUAGCAUCAGUACCUCUUUAUGGCUGUUUCUGUGGUUCGCAGACAUAGAACGACUUCGCCAUCUGGUUAAAGGCGCAUCAUUGUUACCUGUUUUCCAAGAGCUAUCCAAGAGAGCGCUUGAAUUUCACGAAGACUUUGAUUCGGUGCUGCGGCUGUGGCUCGCUCGUCCCGUCAGAGUGAGCGAGGAAGAAUCCAACGACCGUAGGAAAACCGAGCCAGGGUCUAUACCAGAAAGCUCAAGCUCAGAAGCUGCCACCUCUAAGCCUCAAGGUUACAGUAGAGACAGAAAGCUCUCCGAGGCGUGCAUUGCCCGAGAUGAAGGUCGGUGCCAAAUAACCCGUGCCGGUGAUCUUCUUGAAGUGUGUCAUAUUUAUCCCCAAGAUUUGAACAAGCGUCAGAAAAAUGACAUCCAAAUGCGUCGAUUCUGGGCAACCUUGCGCAUAUUUUGGACCCAAGAUAAGGUCGAAGCUUGGAAAGACGAACUUGAACCCAAUGGCACCGAAAUCCUCCAAAACCUGAUCACCAUGACGAGACAGGCACACGGAUACUGGGGUAAUGCUCGAUUUGCACUCUUUCCUCACAAGCCAUCCGAUGAUGGCAAGUCCAUGGACGUGAAUGGGAAGCUUUUCAAUUGUGCCACCGGUCAGAAAAUAACUUCGGGCACAGUGAUAACGCUCCGGACCUCUGAUCCCAUGACCCAUCCACUCCCAUCAUAUGCGCUCCUGCAGAUGCAAUGGUACCUCAAUCGGAUUGCAGGCCUCAGUGGCGCUGCAGAAUUCGAUAAUGAUAGAGACGAGGAUGGCACCUUUGAUGAUGAAAUUGAUGGUUUUUCCGACUAG
Molecule: messenger RNA, 1174 nt
Organism: Aspergillus wentii DTO 134E9
Lineage: Eukaryota; Fungi; Ascomycota; Eurotiomycetes; Eurotiales; Aspergillaceae
Product: HNH endonuclease signature motif containing protein
Exons: 4
Coding region: 260-1174 (304 amino acids)
Source: RefSeq, a predicted model, not a curated record